Peronospora farinosa is the source of this 816-nucleotide messenger RNA. The record is from the annotation of a GenBank genome assembly. Lineage: Eukaryota; Oomycota; Peronosporomycetes; Peronosporales; Peronosporaceae.
AUGAAGUUUCAGAUGGAGCUCGUUACGCGUAUUCUUGGACAUAGUCUACCGGUUCUGGUCGUGGUGCUUAUGGGAUACUGGAUGGGAAGCGGACUAACUGCUUUUACGGUGAAGGAAGGCUUGGUAUCUGUCCGAGAUACUUCUGGGUUUUCGUGGAGUUAUGGGGACGGCCGGGUGUUUAACUGGCACCCACUGCUCAUGAGCUUUGGCUUUGUGUUUUGCUCCAUGCAGUCGGCUCUGGCGUACAUUUCAUUGCCCUAUAGUCACGAAAUCAAGAAGCGCAUCCACUUGUCACUACAUGCUUUGGGGUUCCUGAGCGCCGUCCUAGGAGCUAUUGCUGUCUUCCGUUUUCAUAACGAGCAUAAGAUUACGAACCUCUAUAGUCUGCACAGUUGGUUGGGACUUGUAGUUUUGAUCACCUUCACUGCAAAUUGGCUGGGUAGCUUUGUAGUGUUUUUCUAUCCUGGAGCGUCAACAAAUACCCGUGCUGCUUUUGCUCCGUACCACAUUGGAAUUGGACUGGCCAUUAUUGGAAUGGUCGUUGCCACGGUGGAGUUGGGGAUCCUGGAGAAACUCACGUUCAAUGGCAGCUGCAACGUGAAUGGCGAGCUAAACGGCGAGGUUGUGAAGGGUUACAUGGCUCCAGACUGUGUGACUGGCAACAUUAUUGGUUUGCUAGUAGUUCUAGCAAUGAUCGCUUUGGUCGUCACGAUCUGGCACGCGAAACACUCGGAGCAGAGCAACCCCUUGAAAGACGAGAUGACGCCAUUGCUGCUGAGCGGCGCGGGUGAUGAGCAGAAAGAGGCCUCGGUUUGA